Acanthoscelides obtectus is the source of this 858-nucleotide messenger RNA. The record is from the annotation of a GenBank genome assembly. NCBI's taxonomy places the organism in Eukaryota, Metazoa, Arthropoda, Insecta, Coleoptera, Chrysomelidae.
AUCUGGGAAUCUUUUUGAGUUGCUCUGUGGAAACAACUGAAAAUGUCUCAAAUUGUGAUAGUCUUCUUCCAAGGCGAUGAUAUGUUUUUAACAAACUCAAUUUUCAGAAAGAUUUGAAUUGUCCAUCGAAUGUCAACUGCAUAAACCUUCAUGAGCUUGUAUUAGCUGCAAUGUAACCACAGCUUGUCGUUAUGGUUCGAGACUGAAUGCUACUUGCAGAGUUUAUGAACAGAUUAGUUGUAAGGGCCCCAAAGAAUUUACAAAAGAAUAUACUUGUCAGUACUGCUACCAAACUGAGCCUUGGGAGCACAAUUGUGAGCAAAUGGCAAAUUGUAAUUCGGUCAGUUCACCACGAGCGAUAUAUACUACAAACUGUACAGUUAAGGAUGAAAUAUUAUGCUUAGGUAACAGAAAAUUCAAGAAAAAUGUACAUUGCAACUGGACGGGUGGUUACCGUUGGUCCACAGCUCUAGCUCUAAGCAUAACACUAGGAGGCUUCGGAGCUGAUAGAUUUUAUUUAGGGCACUGGCAAGAGGGCAUUGGGAAACUGUUUAGCUUUGGGGGAAUGGGCGUAUGGACAAUCAUUGAUGUUAUUUUGAUAUCAUUGCAUUAUCUAGGUCCUGCUGAUGGAUCGCUGUAUAUUUAAGGGUGUAUUAUAGUGUAUAUAAAAAGGCUAGUGGUUUCAAUAAAUUAUAAUUAUGGUAAAAUUGUAUCACUGUAAACAGUUCGAAUCUUAUAAAAAGUACAUCAGGUAGAUUUUUGAGCAAUCAUGUACAUCACAAUGUUUCAUAGAUAAUAUACUGCUUCUUACAAAAAUACUUUAUGGUUAAUGAUGUAAUAAUCUCCAGGUAAUGGACA